This is a messenger RNA of Helianthus annuus (common sunflower), 657 nucleotides long. RefSeq lists its product as uncharacterized. The transcript has a single exon. The record is from RefSeq and is a predicted model, not a curated record. Bases 1 to 657 code for a protein of 218 amino acids. NCBI's taxonomy places the organism in Eukaryota, Viridiplantae, Streptophyta, Magnoliopsida, Asterales, Asteraceae.
AUGGAGGAUGUGGUUGAUCGAACUCGUUGGAAGGAUAGUGAAGAUAAUUUACAAUUUUUUCACUCUUCGGAAGCUUGGUACUCUUUUCGGCUGAGAAACAACAAAGUUGCUUGGGUUGAUUCGGUUUGGUUUAGCCAGUGUAUUCCUAGACACUCGUUUCACAUUUGGCUCGUUAUCAAUAACAAGCUAAAGACUCAGGAUAGGAUGGCUAUUUGGGAAGCGGGUAGUGCCACUAACCUCAUCCUCAUGUGUUGUCCGCUGUGUUGUUAUGAUCGCCACUCUAGGGAUCAUCUCUUUUUCCAGUGUUCUUAUGCAUCUGAGGUGUGGGAAACAGUUAGGGAAAGGGUUGAUAUGGGGAGCGUCAAUAACACAUGGAGCUCGAUUAUGGGUUGGAUGGAGCAUAGUGCUAACUCUAGGCAACUUGAAAGGAUUGUUUGCAAGAUUCUUUUAGGGGCAGCUACUUAUUUCAUAUGGCAAGAAAGAAACAACCGGUUAUUCUCGAAGCUUCAACGUACCCCGUCUAUGCUUUCGCAAGUUAUUAUUAAUACCGUUCGGUUGAAGAUAAUGGGAUUUAGGCUUGCUAGACACCCGAAUCACAUGAAGAUUCUUGACAGGUGGCAGAUCUCGAAGAAGGAUAUGAUUUCGGAUCCAGGCUAA